CUGCGCGCAACUUUCUCCUACACACAAGUCGCGGUUGCCACGAAGCCCAGCGCGCACAGUGCGUACGCGGCCGUGUGUAGGAGCAUAGGACUGUUUGUUUUCUACCACCACCAUGAGUACCCUGGCCUCAGAGAGCGUGUUUUUGACCGCUUUGCAGCCCAACACCGCGGUCACCACCUAUGCGCUCCCGUCGGACCUCCAGCUCGGCGGCGGCGGCGCGUCGGCCGAGGCGGUGCGAGCGAAGCGCGUCCAGCAGCAGGUCCAGAUGCGCCUGGCGGAGAAGACGUCCACGCUCCCGCGGCAGAACGGAUCCAGCUCGUACUCCGCCAUGUCAGACUAUGGUGGUUCAUCCACAAUGAAAUACAACACUUACAACCCGGGUUUCAGCUCUAAGUCUUCCUAUAUGUACACGGGCUCCAAAACAAUGGAUCCUCGAGUGUCUAACCGAACAGACUUCAGCUCCCGGUCCUCUGGCGCUGACAUGACCCGGUUUCAAAGGAUGAGUUAUGGGAGUGGAGGUGCAGGUGGGGGUGGUGGUGGGGGUGGGGGUGGGGGUGGUUUUUACACAGAAACCAUGCAAAUGGGUGGCUACCAAGGGACCAUGAGACAGCCGAGCCGAGUGGACCACGAUGCCAUGUCGGUGCAUUCACUACGAAACGGGCCUGCGGUGAAUUCAUGGGUGAUCGAUGGCAGCGAUGCCGGCAGCUUUGUCUCCGACCGCGACCUGACAAUCAACCGCCGGUAUGCUCAGAGUGCAGUCAAUGGCUACACCACCCAGAUGAAGCAAGGAGGACACACCAUGACCCAACAGGUGCCCAUGCGGCGGGCUAUGAGUGGCACCAAUAUUUACCAAGGUGGAGCGAUGACAGGCGGAGCCACUGAAAUGAUGCAGCAGCAAGCCGCCUACAGAGGCCCCGCCCACCGCACCAUCAGCAGGCUCACAAACAGGAACCGGAUGAGCAUGGGCUCCGUGUCUGGGGGCCAGAUGUACCAAAGCGCUAUUGGAGGAGACAGAGUGGACCAAGGGUUUAUCACGUCCACACUCACUCACGGCUCCCAGGGGAACCUCUCGAUGCAGCGUCCCGGUACCCUGUCCCGAGCCAUGUCAAUAAAAAGCAUGCACAGUGUGGGCAAGGGCGGCGAUGUCUUCGGUGGGCAGAUGGAGCUCGGAUCCAGCAUGGGCAACCUCACCGGGUUCGACACCCUGGACAUGCCCACAGCGAUCCAGUACCUGAGAGAAGAAGACGCUGCGCUGCAGGUCCUGGGGGCCGCGUACAUCCAACACCAGUGUUACAACGAGAAUGACGCUAAAAAUGAGGUACGCCAGCUGGGCGGCAUACGUCUUCUGGUGGAACUCUUCAACAACAGCAACAGCCAAGAAGUGCGGCGUUAUGCCACCGGCGCCGCUCGCAACCUCAUCUACGAGAACAUGGAGAACAAGAAGGUCUUGAUCGAGGCAGGGGGCAUCACCGAGCUGGUCAAGGCGCUCAGCGACCGCGACGACGAGCUCCACAAAAACAUCACGGGUAUCCUGUGGAAUCUCUCAUCUAAAGAGGCCCUGAAGGAGAAACUUGCUUCUGAGACGCUUCCUGAGCUUACAGAGAAGAUCCUGAUCCCCGUGGCCGCCAAGGAGAAGGAGGAUGCAGAGAAGAAGAGCUCUGAGAGCUUCACUGAGUCUCCCUCCGAGGCAGAAAUCUUCUGCAACGCCACCGGAUGUCUCAGGAAUCUGAGCUCUGUGAGCGACAAGACCCGUCAGAGGAUGCGGGAGACGCGUGGACUGGUGGACUCCUUGGUGGAGUACAUCCAAGCAUCCCUAGAAAAGGGCAAGGCAGAUGAGAAGGGGGUGGAGAACGCGGUGUGUGUCCUGAGGAACCUCUCGUACCAGCUGUACUCUGAACUUCCUCCGUCUAUUGCGAUGCGCCUGGAAGGACCGACCAGGGAUGAGAACACAGAUGACGGCGGCACCAUCGGCUGCUUUACGCCUAAGAGCAGGAAAGCCAAGAAGAAGCACUGCGGAAGUAUCUUCACGUUUACUGAGGUCGCCAAGGAACCAAAGGGCGCGGAGUGGCUGUGGCACCCUAAGAUUAUUGAGUUGUACAACAAAGUGCUGAAGUCAAGUGAGAUCAACUCCACCACCCGCGAGGCGGCGACCGGAGCUCUGCAGAACAUCACCGCGGGGGACAAGAGGUGGGCGUCCGUGCUGUCCCAGUGGUCUCUGGAGCAGCAGCGCAUGCUGCCCACCGUCAUCGACCGCCUGCGCACCGAGAACAACGCGGAGCUGCGCUCUGUCACGGGCUUCUUAAGGAACCUGUCCCGCCACGCCAGCGACAAGGACGACAUGGCCACGAAGACGGUGAGUCACCUGGUGGAGAAGUUGCCCGACGACGGAACCCAGAAGUACCCGUCCAGCGAGGUGGUGAUCAACAUCUGCGGCAUAUUUAACAACCUCGUGACCAGCAGCCAUAUGGCCGCCAGGGACAUCUGCUACUUCGACGGCAUCGGGAAGCUGAUGGGCAUCAAGAAAUCCCACGACUGCAGCACCGAGAAGCUCAAAGCGGCCAAGGCAGCCUCCACAGUCCUCGCCAACAUGUACAAUUACAAGAAGCUGCACAAAAAAUACCUGGAGAAAGGGUUUAAGAAAGAAGAUUUUGCAGACAAUAUGAUGUAAAGUGAAGGUAAAGUGGUACCCGGCUCGGUCUGGAUCUGCAAGACUUUGGUGCCGAACACAGUGGCCGCCAGCAGGAUCGGUGGAUCGAACGGGAUUAAGGACGGACUGUUGACGGUUGUCAUAAAAGCAUGAAUUUAGACGGCUCAGCAGCUGUAAAACUGCUGCUGGAUGGAAACUGGACACUGGUGGCGUCUCGCUGUUGCACCUUUGUUUUACUAAUGUGGCUAAGAUUAUUGAGUAAAUAUUUCUUACCUUUUACACUGAAAUUACAUUGAAUGUUUUAAAAUGCUGCAGUUGUUUGUAAUUCAUUUGCAUGAUUUUCCUUGUCAUAUUUGAAUAUAAAGCACAAAUUUAUAGAAAGAUGGAUGUAAAUAAGUGUGUUGGGGGAUAAUUUAUGCAUUUGACUUUCCUUUUUACAAAAUAUGUCAUAAAAAAAAACAAAAUACCUGUCAUUAGUAAUUGAUUGCGCUUUGUAGGAACUGGUGUGUAGAAAAAUGGCCAAAAGUAUAUCAAUUAAAAUCAAUCGUUUAGCAUUUAAGGUCUCCUGUACAACAAUGCUUCAGCCUCAAGCACCUUUGAGAUCUCAGUACAAAGAAAUACUUUAAAAUCUAUUUGUGUAUAACAGAUUUGUGUUUUUUGAAAAUAUGUAUUAAAAGUUGGAUUUUAAAAUGA
Messenger RNA from Cololabis saira (Pacific saury), 3340 nucleotides. RefSeq names its product plakophilin 3a (gene pkp3a). NCBI's taxonomy places the organism in Eukaryota, Metazoa, Chordata, Actinopteri, Beloniformes, Belonidae. Gene Ontology annotation, cellular component: adherens junction; cytoplasm; plasma membrane. Gene Ontology annotation, molecular function: cadherin binding. The transcript has 13 exons. Bases 113 to 2668 code for a protein of 851 amino acids. Gene Ontology annotation, biological process: cell-cell junction assembly; cell-cell adhesion. The record is from RefSeq and is a predicted model, not a curated record.